Messenger RNA from Racocetra persica, 181 nucleotides. The record is from the annotation of a GenBank genome assembly. Lineage: Eukaryota; Fungi; Glomeromycota; Glomeromycetes; Diversisporales; Gigasporaceae.
AUGGAAGAACCAUCCGAAGGAAAACCCAUUCGCGCGAAGGACCGCUCGAAGGAAGCCACCAAACCAGAGCACUAUAGAUCGGAAACACAACACCUCGAAUUAUUAAUAGUGUCACGGGAAAAUUUAAUAUCUAAUAUUAUUACGAACGAAUACAGGAAAAAUGUGUUAAAACAACUCACUA